Messenger RNA from Humulus lupulus (European hop), 723 nucleotides. Its product is annotated as large ribosomal subunit protein eL22z. The transcript has 3 exons. NCBI's taxonomy places the organism in Eukaryota, Viridiplantae, Streptophyta, Magnoliopsida, Rosales, Cannabaceae. Gene Ontology annotation, biological process: cytoplasmic translation. Gene Ontology annotation, cellular component: ribosome. Gene Ontology annotation, molecular function: RNA binding; structural constituent of ribosome. The coding region runs from base 166 to 540 and encodes 124 amino acids. The record is from RefSeq and is a predicted model, not a curated record.
CAAACCCAAAAUAAAGUCCAAGCCCGAAAGUCAAACCCUAACCCUAACUCUCCUUAACCCUCCCCUCUCAUUCAUUUGAACGGACACAAUAGCUUAGCUGCCGUAAGAGUAUCACUGCUCUUCUCUCUUUCACGCCGGCUGUGUCUCAUACCAGAACAAGCAAAUAUGAGUCGAGGAAGUGCAGCAGCUCCCAAGGGGAAGAAGAAGGGAGCAACAUUUACAAUUGACUGCGGUAAGCCAGUGGAGGACAAGAUCAUGGAUAUUGCAUCUCUUGAGAAGUUUCUUCAGGAGAGGAUUAAGGUCGGUGGCAAGGCCGGCGCCCUCGGUGACUCAGUCACUGUUACCCGUGAGAAGAGCAAGAUUACUGUUACAUCUGACAGUAAUUUCUCCAAGAGGUAUUUGAAAUACUUGACUAAGAAGUAUUUGAAAAAGCACAAUGUCCGUGAUUGGCUCCGUGUGAUCUCAUCCAACAAGGAUCGUAAUGUUUAUGAACUGAGGUACUUCAACAUUGCCGAGAACGAGGGUGAGGAGGAAGAUUAAACCUCUGUAAUAUUUAAUUUGUCGGAAGAACUUAAUUUUCUUGUUGCCAGAAUUUCCUUUUUAGUUCCAAUAUGGUGGUGUUUUUACUGAAAACUAAUUAUGCUUCACAAUUUUGUUUAUUAAAGCUAGAGAUUUUGAAAUAUUUCUGCUGUUUUAUGAGAAUAUAUUAGCAUGUUUGGAUCU